CUCUUAGAUACAUGGAAAGCAACCACACACACAUAAAUACAUUUAUUCCUCUAUAUAAGGCAAACCAAUUCCAUAUACAUAUUGCACUCACAACUACUACACUCUCCCCUUAAUUAGCUUCUAUAAAUCUUCCAUUAUUAUUAUAAUAAUAAUGGCUCGCUCUCUUCCUUUGCUUUCCACCAUUUUUGUCCUUCUUUUGCUUCUAGUGGCCACUGAGAUGGGACCAAUAACGGUGGUUGAAGCUAGAACUUGUGCGUCUCAAAGCCAUCGCUUCAAAGGAGUGUGUUUGAGCGACACAAAUUGCGCCUCCGUUUGCAAAACGGAGGGCUUCCCUUCCGGGGACUGCCACGGCUUUCGCCGCCGAUGCUUCUGCACCAAGCAUUGUGCUUAAACAGACAUCUUAUUAGUCAAUAAUUUUCAUGGAUGAAGAUGAUGGAUCUAUCAUCUUUUAAUCCUCAUCAUGCAUGUGUUAUAAACUUUUGUGUUUUAAGAAUAAUAAUGUUGUGCACUUUGGGUUUGUUUAUUUAAUUUGUCUAUCUCUCUCUCUCUCUCAUGUUUUUCUAGCUCUUUUGAGUUUUGAAUGUAUGGGUAAUAUUCAUGGUUCUAUUAUUAUUUCUUUUUUAUUUUUACUUUUUUUCUAAAGAUAGAGACUCGAACCCGCAACUCCUAAGUGAGUAUGAAGAUCGAAGAGACUAUGUCAUUUGAACUAUAUAUUAUUGUUAUUGUUAUUAUUA
Arachis stenosperma is the source of this 734-nucleotide messenger RNA. RefSeq names its product defensin Ec-AMP-D2-like. NCBI's taxonomy places the organism in Eukaryota, Viridiplantae, Streptophyta, Magnoliopsida, Fabales, Fabaceae. The transcript has 2 exons. The record is from RefSeq and is a predicted model, not a curated record. Gene Ontology annotation, biological process: defense response. Bases 152 to 391 code for a protein of 79 amino acids.